AUGUACUCCCCUGACCAGUUUAUGAAUCCCGGCCCUGCCCCUCGCCCACCAACUGACCGUCCCAAACUCAACCUUUCAGCCAAUUCCUCCGGUGUGACCACCUCGUUCGGCCAGAUGAGUCUGGACUCCCCAAGCACGCCGGUGUCGUCGGGGAACCUGUCGUUAUUUCCUAAUACUAGCACCUCCUCGCUCGUGCGGACCAAAACCGAACAAUCAAGCCAGGGUGGCUUUGCCGUCAUCAAGGAGGGAUAUGUUCGUUGUAAAGAGGACAAGUUCCUGGCCACGUGGAACCAGCGCUACCUGAUUCUGCGUGAAGCUCGAUUGGAAUUUAUGAAAAAUGAGACGGGCAAGGUGGUUCUCUCCAUACCUCUCUCCGCCAUCACAGGGGUCUCACGCUCAGAAGACACUCGAAUGGCUUUUGAAAUCGUCCGUCUGGCCAAUCCGAAAGAUGCCACCUCCAAGGCAGCCUUAAUUACGCGAGAUGUUCCCACAAAGAGCCUGACUUGUGAGGUCAAAACCGAUGAAGAGAUUUAUGAAUGGAUCGAUAAGAUAUACGAGCGCUGCCCUGGGAUGGGUGGUGUGAGCAACCCUACAAACUUUAGCCAUCGUGUUCAUGUUGGUUUUGACUCGCGGACUGGAGCGUUCGUCGGCCUUCCGCCAGAGUGGGAGAAGCUUUUGACUGCAUCCGCUAUCACCAAGGAGGACUACAAGAAGAACCCCCAGGCCGUGAUUGAGGUCCUCGAAUUCUAUUCCGAUAUUAAGAUGCGUGAACAGAACCCUCAAUACUACGAAGGCCUAGGCUCUCCGUCAUCUGGCCAGGCAAAGGGGUAUGGCAACAACUCUGUCGGCAGUUCCAUCGCUCCUCCGAGACCCCCUCCCCCAGCCCCUGCACAACGUUUGGAUAGUGGUCAAUCUUAUUCCAGCCGUUCUGUUUCAUCCCCUCAAAGUAAGCCAGGUUCAGAGAGGGCCGCGGAACAACAACAGCAACUAGAGCGGAUGAAGGAGAUGGCUGAUCAGGAGCGCCGACGAAUGGAUGACGAGCGUCGUGCACGUCAAGAUGAGCAAGAACGCCAGGAACAAGAAGCUUACAAUGCCUCGCUUCCCAAAACUCGGGUGCCCCUCGCCCAACAGGAGCUUGGCGGCUAUGGAUCCUCCGAACCGUCUAUGAACGAUCGCUACAAGCCCAGUCGGCCUGCUCCACAGGCUCCUAGUGCCGCACGCACGCCACAAGACGCUUCUCGCCAGCUGACUGCCCAACGGCCGGCACCCCCUCCCCCAACUGCAGCCCAGAGACCUGGAGACUAUGGAUCAAACGGCUCCGCCCCUCGUACACCAGGCGCACGCCAGGAUGACCCGAGAUAUGCUCAGCAAUCUUCGGCAGCCCGUUCGCAGAACAACGGUAAGCCACAGCAGGCUCAGGGACCUCCUCCAAGCAAGCUUCCUGCUCCCGUGCAGCCCGUGAAGCCCUUGAACAUCGCGAACAAACAGACCGCCAAAAAGAACCCUCCCGAUGGUGUCCGCCAGGCGGAGGCUGCCCUGAACAAGAAGGCCGAUCCGCAUAAGAGAGAAGUUCGCAUGUCAAACAUGAGCGAAAACGAGGUAAUGGAACGACUGCGGUCCGUUGUUUCGAAGGACAACCCGACCGAAUCGUACAGCAAGCAGCGCAAGAUUGGACAAGGUGCCUCCGGAUCCGUAUAUGUUGCGCGUGUUAAGGAAAAUGCUGUCUCCCCAGUUGCUCGUGAACUCUAUCGACAGUAUGGUCCACGAACUCAGGUUGCAAUUAAACAGAUGGAUCUGCGCACCCAACCCAGAAAGGAGUUGAUUGUCAACGAAAUCAUUGUCAUGAAGGAUAGCCAGCAUGCCAACAUUGUGAACUUCCUUGAUUCCUUCUUGCAGGAACAGAGCAAUGAACUUUGGGUGGUCAUGGAAUUCAUGGAAGGAGGAGCUCUCACUGAUGUUAUUGACAACAACCGGGUUAUUCAGGAAGAUCAGAUCUCCACAAUCUGUUUCGAGACUUGCAAGGGAUUGGCUCACUUGCAUAGCCAGAACAUUAUCCAUCGUGAUAUCAAGAGUGACAACGUUCUUCUUGACCGUGCUGGCCAUGUUAAGAUUACUGAUUUCGGUUUCUGUGCUAAGCUGACCGAGACGAAGAACAAGCGCGCCACAAUGGUCGGUACUCCAUACUGGAUGGCCCCCGAAGUUGUGAAGCAAAAAGAAUACGGACCCAAGGUUGACUGCUGGUCUCUGGGAAUUAUGGCUAUUGAAAUGAUCGAAUCCGAGCCUCCGUAUUUGAAUGAGGAGCCUCUCAAAGCUCUCUAUCUGAUCGCUACGAACGGCACUCCCCGACUCAAGGCACCUGAGAAGCUGAGCAAGGAGUUGAAGUCUUUCCUUAGUGUCUGUUUGUGUGUGGCGGUCGAUAGCCGUGCUACGGCCCAAGAAUUGUUGGAGCAUGACUUCCUCAAGAUGGGCUGCAGCCUUGCAAGCCUCGCAGAAUUGCUCCGCUGGAAGAAGAACAAUGGCCAGUAA
Messenger RNA from Aspergillus ochraceoroseus IBT 24754, 2526 nucleotides. Its product is annotated as serine/threonine protein kinase CLA4. The coding region runs from base 1 to 2526 and encodes 841 amino acids. Gene Ontology annotation, molecular function: ATP binding; protein serine/threonine kinase activity. The record is from RefSeq and is a predicted model, not a curated record. Gene Ontology annotation, biological process: intracellular signal transduction; protein phosphorylation; regulation of MAPK cascade. The transcript is spliced from 3 exons. NCBI's taxonomy places the organism in Eukaryota, Fungi, Ascomycota, Eurotiomycetes, Eurotiales, Aspergillaceae. Gene Ontology annotation, cellular component: cytoplasm.